CCAUCCACAAAAUCCUUUGCUCCGUCGCUGGCCAUGCAUUCCGCCGCCCUGCCCUCUUCUUCUUCUUCUUCUUCUGCUUUCCCCCGUCACUUAUUCAUUCACUCACUCACCCUCUUGGCAAUCAAACCUGCAAAUCUACCUGUCUGUUCAAUCGUAGCUCACCAGCUUUCUUCUCCCAACUCCUACGCAAAGUAUUUCUGUCUCUUCUUUUGCAUUUUUUAUUUUUUAUUUUUUUUGUGACAAUCAGGUAUUGCACACAUCCCGGCGUGCUGUGGUGAUAGUGCUUUCUGGGGGUUGCUGCUGAUUUAUACUAGAAUGAGUCACGUGGUGAUGGUAGGUUCGAAGCUUAGAUAGCGUGCAGAAGCUGGCUUAUUCCGUGGCCUUGAACUGUCGGUGGUUUGUUUAUUUUAUUUUAUUUUAUUUUGUUUUCUGAGCGACGAUUCCUUGCCUUCUGCUGCGUGUGUAGUUUUAGUUUUGUUGUGCUAGGUGGGAGUGACUGGUGGGUACUGGUUUAUUAGUGGGUGAGUGCGUGUGCGAGGAAGGGUUAGGUUACUGCCGCUGGAUUGCACCCAGUCCCUAUCGAAGCUUAGGAAUCAGCUUGGAUCGGUUUGCAGGCAUGAUUUCUAGCCAUGUGUGGACGUGUGGAGGGUUUGGAAUAGUGCACGUUGAACAGCGGAAGCAGCUCGAAGGCUUGUCAAACGGAUCAUCGCAUUGUGAGCGUCAGGAUUUUGUGCCUUCAAUCCGAAGCUUUUCGACCUCCUAUGUCAAGGAGACAGUGCUUCUGAAAAAUUCUAGAAUAUCGAUUAUGGCUGCUGGGGGUGUGGUAUUCAUUGCUUGCUGCGAACCUCACAGGCUUAGGUCUCGGAAGGUCUAGAAAUCCCUGGUCAUAGAAUUCUCACUCAUACACGUGGGUGGAGUCGCCCGCAGCUCAGAGGUUUGUAGCGAGAUGGCGUAGCGAGGAAUGAGACCUGCGAAGGGAUUAGGAGCCCCCCGGAAGUAUGGUCUCAUGGUCCUCAAUAUGCUCCACUAGUCAGUAGCAGGGAACCUAGUCAUUGUCCAGAAGCUGCAGGUGUUGGGAAAAAUCUAUGAAACAAAUCAGAUAAUGGGGAAGGAAACACCACUGUCUCCAGCGCUAGGUGGUGGUGGUGGUGGUGACCGGCGAGACGACACAGGAGGGCAACUGCUGAGGGAACUGGAAGCCUUGAACCAAGUGCUCCACAAUGCAGGACAACCGAAUGGCCGGCCAUUACGAAAGGAGACUCCUUCAUCUCCUUUCCUUGGCAGUGUGCCUGCACCUCGCAGAUCACAGGAAACCCACUCUCCUCUCCUCAGGGCGAGAAGUGAGACCCAGCCAGAGGCGUUGCCGUCAUCACUCAUGACUUCUUACGCCAGUCUCAGAACGAGAGACAGCCGUUCUGGAGAACAGUUACCAUCGCCAUACCUGGGCGGUAGAAUGAGUGGCGCUCAUGCUCCUCCGCUUUCUCUCUCUGGAGGUCUGGAUAAGCCACAAAUCGAACCCAGGAGUCCGGUGACUGUAAGUCUGAACGGCGGCAACGCUCCUUCGUUUGGAAGAUCGGGCAGCAGGAGAGAGGGAGGAAGUAGACCUCCUCUGGGUGACCCCAUGUCGCCAUUCAUGGUUGCGCGCAGAAGCGUGGACAGUGCUCCAAGUGCAAGGUCACAGCUUCUGAGAUUGUCUGACGAUAAUACCCCCAGGUCUCCUUUAAGUAUCGGUGGCCAGUUCUCCAACGGCUUAUCGUCGCCAAGUUUGCGGGCACGACGAAGCGAAGGUGUUCCUUCGCGCACGGGUGGCGUGGCUGUAGAGCCGCAGUCGAGUUUGGGACGGAUUGAAGAAACAAAAGGGUCAUCUUACGAGAAGGAUCAAGGAGGGGUGGUGCACUUGUCUCGCGGAAUCGUGCCGCAGUCGCCGCGUUUUGGAUCAGCCCGCGCGGUGAGCGAGUCGCAGACGACUGCGAGGUCGUUAGGAAGCCUUAACAUCACUGAGCUUACACUGGCCACAGCUGCGGCUGCGAUGAAAUCUCCUCUUCAAGGAGCUCCGCCUAACUCUCGACUUUCUCCUCUCUCACAAUCCGAGGACCCUGGCAAGAGGACUGAGGCUUAUCGGCUCGACAGUGGAAGAGAGAGUUUGAGGGACCGUGGAAUACAGGCAGGGCAAACGCAGGUGGUGGAGAAGACAUUGCCGGAGGUGUCUAACUACACUGCUUGGCUGGAGGACAACAUUCAGUUUAGCAAGCAGCUCGAAGCUCCGACGGAGAAGAAGAGCCUGUGGAACUGGAAACCAUUUCGUGCCAUUGCGCGCAUUGGCCAGCAACGGUUCCACUGCAUGUUCACGGUCCACGUGCAUGGGAUUGAGGGCCUUCCCGCUGUCAUGAACGGGCUCCGUCUUGCGGUGUCGUGGAAGAGGAAAGAUCUGCACACACAGUGCAUGCCAUCUCGCGUUUUCCAAGGCGCGGCGCGGUUCGAGGAGACACUGCAUUUGAAAUCCACCGUCUAUGGCACGAAAAACGGUAGCAAGGGCAUGAAAUUUGAGACUAAAAGCUUCGACCUAGCGGUGAUCGCGCUAGACGUUGACGAACUCGUCCUUGGAAAGCACAGGCUAGAUCUAAGCCGGCUGCUUCCCAAUACUGUCGAGGUUCGAGAUGAGGAGAACGACCCCAGCUGGACCGCGAGAUUCAAACUCUCCGGAAAAGCUAAAGGCGGAACGCUAGUUGUCACCUUCGGAUACCAGCUUCUGAACAAAAAUGCGGAGCCCACCAAUAGCUUGUUGAGCGCAAGGUUCGGCGAAUCUCCGAUGGUGAAGCCCAUGCGAUCCUACAACAGUUUGCCGAGCUCUCCGAAUAACAGAAGGCGAGGAGCCUGGCCAUCCGGGGUCGUGGACUCCCCCUACUCUCCAGCCAUGUCCGAUCCUCCGAAUGAGUCAGAGUACAUGAAGAUGGAGCAUCUUAGCCUCAAUGAUGAGUACAGCUCCAUUAGCAGUGACAAUGCUCACGGCCAUGCCCGCGCCAGUUUCGGGAAGAAUGCCCAGAAAGAUCUCUUUUGGCCCAGCAUCGAGUUUCAGGGCAAUUCGAAAAUCCCUUACCAUGAUCCGCCAGAAGUAACUCGUACGGAAAGUGGGGUUUUGACGAGAAACUCUUACGAGGAAUCUUUUAAAACAACUCAUGCUGAGAGCGAAGUUCUAACAAAGAAGCCUAGCGAGAAGCUGUACAACACAACUCGUAAUGAGAGCGAAGUCUUAACAAGGAAGUCUAGUGACAAAUUGUAUGCAAAAGCUCGUUAUGAUGAUGAGCCUCUGACGAGGAAAUGUAGCGAGGAAUUCCUUGAGGAAGACGAUGGUCCAGAGUUCACAGUAGUUUAUCAGGGGCAUGAAAUCAGUUCCAUUGUGGACACAGCUGCGCUGGUGCCGGACUGUGAUGACCCUAAUGCGGAAGCAGACAUUGUCCAAGGAUUGUCCGACGGGGACACAGACGCCCGAGACCCAAUGCAGGAUCCUACAGUGGCUGAGGCUCAGGUUGAUUUCGACGCGUUGGACAAAGUGAAGGUGUUGUCUAUCGACAGUAACUCGAAAACAAUGCUGGCAGAACCAAGUGAUAAAGUUAGUGCCCGGGCACUUGAACCAGCUAGCGAUGGAAAAUCCCCCUUGCGGGGAAGAGGUUCGGCGAGUGAACGCUCCGCAGUGAGUGGUGGUGAUGGUGUUGGUGAUGGUAACAAGUUGAAGUACCAAAGCGCAGUUAGGCAGGAACCGAGGAAAAUUUCAAAGCCACAGGAGCAAGAGAUCGAGAUAGUCGAGGUGCCGGAAGAUUGGAGUUUAGGUAUUCAGGACGAACUGGAAGAUCGGGAUGAGUCGAAAUUAGUCGAUAAGCCGGCCAGCAACAUAGAAGGGAACUUAAUUCGUCGAGAAGAUUGCUUGUUGGAUGGGAAAGGUGACAAAAAAUGUAUAAGUGCGGCUGUGGGACGCAAAGGCAACGAGAGUACAGUAGAUGUGGCCAUUGUGAACAAUCAUGUCGAUGAAAUAGAGAGGAAAAGGAGGACAAAGGUCAUGGGACGCCAUGACGAAGAUAAAGAGAAGAUAAUAAAUGUGAUCGACACGGUGAAGAGUACUGUCAGAGAAGAUGAGCGCGUUGAAACAGUGCAGUCAACAACCCCUUGGCCCCAAUUGAAGAUGAAGCAAGAGUGCGAGGAUGAUUAUGAUCUCGUCGCUGGGGAAUUUUUGAGAUUGUUGAAGGGCGACGGAAGCUACGCGGUGACUCCUUCUGAAAGCGGGGAUGAUUUGCCGCGUGCUGCGCUAUUGCAACAUUUUGGAAAGGAGGCGCCGAUCCGUGACAGCGUGGAUUCCAAUUCAAAUGUGCCAGAGUAUGCCAAGUUUAGGUUGAAAAGAGCACAGGAGGAGCCGCCGUUGGUUUCUGACAACAUUGGCAUCCCAGCUUGGGACGAUGAGUGCGACGACGAGUUUACAGCUAUCAUGGUAGCUGCUGAAGCUGAGCUCCAGAAAGCAACCCAACUGCUGCAGAGCAAGGCGCGAGCAAAAAUGCUUGAAGACGAGGAGACCAAAGCCCUCAUGCAGGACUGGGGCCUCAACGACAAUGCAUUCGAUAGACCCCAGCCGACUCCCGACAACAGUCUCGCCAUUGUUCCUGUGUCGCCUGCACCUAUAUCCAAAAACGGGCUGUAUUCCCGUGGUGGUGGUAGUCGUGGAUCCUUGCGUUCCUUGGAAGGGCGUGGAGCAGGCGGGAGGUUGCUGUUACAAGGACCCAAUCCAGUCGCGACGCCAUCUGAAAAGGGCAUGCAGCGCCGGGUGUCUGUUUCAGGAAUUAAAGGUUUGCCGUUCUAGACAACAGCGAGAGCAACGCACUCAUUCUACGCGACUACGACGACACAUCGAAGGCGAACUGAAGCAAACUCGGAAUCGAACCGUCGGAGACCUCACCGGGUCACCACAUUAUAAUCGACAGAUGAGGAACGGGGCAAGCCGAAACACGAUCAUAUGCCGCGUCCACAUAACCGAGUUACUGAUCCGUGCAUCGAAACUGCUCCGCACUGGUGGCAUCGAACCAAGCCUCGGGACUCGGAAGUGGCGAGGUCCGCGAGCCGGUUUCCGUGAGUCAUCGACGGCGCUCUCAAUCCCACACGCGCAUCGAGCUGUCGGUGUGACAUGAUCAGUGAGUGUGUGUGCCGAGCACCGCCUGGGUCACCUUUUUUUGUCCGUGAACUUCAUCGUUGGGAUCGAUUGCUAGGGGCAGUUCGCUAAUUUUCUGCCCUCAAGUUCUGGUCCAAUUAUUGUUCACUCGUUUCCGGAAAAUGUGUUGAAUGAACGAAACACUUAGUCCUUUGGUUCGGUUGAAAAUGAAUCAAAAUUAUGGUACUUAUUCAUCGCAAAGUGAGGUAGCGUAAGGUGGAUAAGUCUUCACUUGGUUUAUUUUCAUUCCAAUAUUUGCAAGAAAUCUUAGUGAAAUUUGCAGUAAAAGCAUAUUACUAUGCGUAGACAGUGUUGAGGAAUUUCCAUAGAAUAAAUACUAGAGUCUGUGCAUUUGUGAUACAAAAAGCUUCGAUUGCACUUCAUUAAUUUAUUUUUUUAAUAUAUUGAGAUAAUUUAUCUGACUUUUAAAAAU
Molecule: messenger RNA, 5624 nt
Organism: Physcomitrium patens
Lineage: Eukaryota; Viridiplantae; Streptophyta; Bryopsida; Funariales; Funariaceae
Source: RefSeq, a predicted model, not a curated record